This is a messenger RNA of Sceloporus undulatus (fence lizard), 1264 nucleotides long. It is a transcript of the gene DNASE1L3, whose product is annotated as deoxyribonuclease 1 like 3. The transcript is spliced from 8 exons. Gene Ontology annotation, biological process: apoptotic DNA fragmentation; programmed cell death involved in cell development. Lineage: Eukaryota; Metazoa; Chordata; Lepidosauria; Squamata; Phrynosomatidae. The record is from RefSeq and is a predicted model, not a curated record. Gene Ontology annotation, cellular component: nucleus. Gene Ontology annotation, molecular function: DNA nuclease activity. The coding region runs from base 35 to 931 and encodes 298 amino acids.
UCUCACAGCAUUUUCUUUUGGCUGACUUUGAAAGAUGUUGUGCAUCUCUCUGUUUCUGCUCCUUGCUUCCCAUGCAGCUUUGAGCCUAAGAAUCUGCUCUUUCAAUGUGAGGUCAUUUGGAGAAGCUAAGAGAACAAGACCAGAAAUCUUGGACGUCAUUGUAGAGAUUAUAUCUCGCUGUGACAUCAUGCUACUGAUGGAAAUAAAAGACAACAGGAACAGAAUAUGUCCUUCUCUGUUGGAGAAACUGAAUGGACGUUCACAAGAACAGUACAGUUACAUGGCCAGCAGAAGACUAGGGAGAAACAGCUAUAAGGAACAAUAUGCUUUUUUCUACAUACCAAAAAUGGUAUCUGUGAAAAAAAGCUAUCAGUACCCAGAUGUGCAACCUGGCAAUGAAGAUGCACUAUCCAGGGAGCCUUUUGUUGUUUGGUUCACUUCUCCAGGCACUGUGGCUCAGGAAUUUGUGAUCAUCCCAUUGCACACAACACCUGAAAAGGCUGUGCAGGAAAUUGAUUCGCUUUAUGAUGUCUACCUGGAUGUAAAACGACACUGGAAGUCUAAGAAUUUCAUCUUCAUGGGAGACUUCAAUGCUGGCUGUGGCUAUGUUCCAAGGAAGCAAUGGAAGAACAUCAGACUAAGAAAUCACAGUGAAUUUGAAUGGCUGAUUGAUGAUCAAACUGAUACAACUGUGAAGGCAAGCACCCACUGCCCUUAUGACAGGAUUGUGCUCCAUGGAGAUAAGCUCAUAAAUGCUGUCGUGCCAAACUCAGCAAAUAUCUUUGAUUUCCAGAGUGCCUUUGCAAUGACUGAAGCACAGGCUUUAGCCGUGAGUGAUCACUUUCCUGUAGAGUUCCAGCUGAGAACUACCAAAUCCUCUCCAAGAAGGACAAAACAUCAGAGACAUCGCAGAAAUAAAAAAAUACUUUAAUGGGCCACAAAUCUACAAAAAGCAACAUCUUUAAAAAUAAAAGAAAAGAGCAAUAUCCAUAUUAACAUUUUAAAAUGCACAUCUCCUUCCUAUAUGAGAUAUGUCACCAAAAGCAAAAUGAAAUGCUUGUGUUAUUCAAAAUAAACUACCAGUAUUCUAAAAUAAAGAUGCUGAAAUUAACGUUGACAUAAAUGAGACAGCCUGAAUGCCUUCAAAAGGGGUUAUUUGGUGGAGAUGUUUAUUCAGAAUUGCUUGUGGUCUCUGUUAGUUCAUUUAGCUUCUUCAGCAAAAAAAUAAAAAAAAAUAAAAUAAAAUGCCAAGAACUAACAGCUA